Molecule: messenger RNA, 1523 nt
Organism: Syzygium oleosum
Lineage: Eukaryota; Viridiplantae; Streptophyta; Magnoliopsida; Myrtales; Myrtaceae
Product: AT-hook motif nuclear-localized protein 1-like
Exons: 6
Coding region: 191-1183 (330 amino acids)
Molecular function (GO): minor groove of adenine-thymine-rich DNA binding
Source: RefSeq, a predicted model, not a curated record
UUAAGUUUUAAGCUCUCCCGUUUGAGCUUAAUUCUACUUCCUGUAAUCAAGAAACUGCAGUGAAUCUCACUGUAAAAAAAAAAAAAGAAAAGGAAGGAAGGAAAAGAAUUCAAAAAUCUGUUCUUGAAGUUGUCCUUGCUGCGGUUCUGCUUCUGUGUAAGAGCAUAGGAAUUUGCGAGGUUUUUUAUCCAUGGAGGGAAGAGAAGGUGUGAGUAGCAGUGGGGGUGUUACAGUGGUGGGAUCAGAUGCUCCAUCAGAGUACCACGUGGCCCCAAGGCCCGAGAACCCGGCCCAGGCUCCUGGAUCGGCGGCUCAGCCGGCGCCGGCCCCUCCUCCCCCGCCGCCGCAGCAGCCGGCGGUGGGCGGCGAGCUGCCGGCCGUCGUGGCGGGAACGGCGCUGCCAAUGAAGAAGAAGAGAGGGCGGCCGAGGAAGUACGGGCCGGACGGGUCGGUGACGAUGGCGCUGUCGCCGAAGCCGAUAUCUUCGUCGGCGCCGUCGCCGGUGAUCGACUUCUCCUCGGCGGGUCCUAAGCGCGGCCGCGGGCGGUCGGCCGGGUCGGUCCCCAAGCCCAGCUUUGAAGUGGAGAAUUUAGGUAAACGAAAGAAGUCUUGGCUUUCUUGCGAUCAUAGUGAAUGGGUUGCAUGCUCUGUUGGUGCUAAUUUUACUCCUCAUAUCAUCACUGUUAAUACAGGCGAGGAUGUAACUAUGAAGAUAAUAUCAUUUUCUCAGCAAGGACCUCGAGCUAUAUGCAUUCUCUCUGCCAAUGGCGUGAUCUCGAGCGUUACACUUCGUCAGCCUGAUUCUUCCGGGGGUACAUUGACAUAUGAGGGUCGUUUCGAGAUUCUGUCCUUAACUGGGUCAUUCAUGCCCAGCGACACUGGAGGAACAAGAAGUAGAUCAGGCGGGAUGAGUGUGUCUUUAGCAAGCCCAGAUGGACGUGUCGUUGGUGGAGGAGUUGCUGGUCUUCUAGUAGCUGCAAGUCCUGUUCAGGUUGUCGUAGGCAGCUUCCUCGCGGGAAACCAGCACGAGCAAAAGCCAAAGAAACAGAAGCAUGAUGUUAUUUCCACGGUCUCACUACCGACGUCAUCCAUUCCAAUAUCCGCUGCGGAAAACUGGUCUGCAUUGCAGCCGGAUUUGAGAAAUAACAAGCAAACUGACAUUAAUGUGUCAUCUUUGCCUUGAGAGAGGUAGUAGCAGUGGUAGUAGUAGUAGUAGUAGUAGAAGUAGUGCUAGACGAUAUCUACUGAUCAUAUCAUGAUUUUUAACUGACCCACCACGUCGAUUUGGCUCUGCUUGUAAGUCUUACGACUCCCUUGUUUGUCUUUGUCUGUAAACUUCAUCUAGAGAGAGUAAUCUUCAGCUAGGGCCUCUUUUUCCUUCUCUUUUUUCUUCUUCCCGGCUCUUGUAUCGGUGUUAUGUUCAGAUUUUAGUUGUCUGGUUCAGCUAGGAUGCUGCUACUGCCGGUGUGUUCGAUUUGUGUAGGAUGUUUAAUGAAAACUAUGGGAAUUACUUUGGAAUUUUA